AUGGGGUACACUGCGCUCUGGAAACGACUGUCGCCACGCCAGCUAAACUUUGCCAUCCAUGCAUUUUCCUUGAUCUCCAUAUUUUUCGAGGGUUACGAUCAAGGUGUGAUGGGAGGUGUUAAUUCGGCGCCCACCUAUGUCACCGAAGUAGGAAUUGGGAUGUCCGAUGGGACCAUCACAGACACUACUCACGAAGGAGGCAUUGUGAGCGUGUACUAUUUGGGGGCGAUCUUCGGAUGUUUUGCAGGUGGUUGGCUUGCAGACCGGAUUGGACGUAUCAACGGCAUGUUGAUCGGAUCCCUGUUUGCCUUGGUGGGCGGUGCCCUACAGGCAGCUGCCCAAAACUCCAACUUCAUGCUUUGCGCAAGAGUCUGCACGGGGAUUGGCACCGGCGCUUUAACGGGCAUCACGCCAGUGCUGGUAUCUGAGACCUCGACGGCCGACCACAGAGGUGGCUUCCUGGGCUACGUUUUCAUCGCCAACUACCUCGGGAUUUCUGUUGCAUAUUGGAUCUCUUUCGGUCUCUCCUUUGUCAAUAACGGCUACUCUGACGUUCGGUGGCGAUUUCUUCUGGCGUUCCAGUGCUUGCCUGCCUUGAUUCUCGCCGGCUUCAUCAAGACGCUUCCGGACAGCCCUCGUUACCUAGCCUCAGUGGGGAGAAGGGAAGAAACGAAAGAACUUUUGGUCCAUCUGCGCAAGGACACAGCGACGGACGAAGAAAUCGAACGUGAAUACCUGGAGAUUGUGGCGACCUCCCAAGAAAGCCAGCCCAGCUCUCCGAUUCAAUUUGCCAAGAUUUUACUGGGCAGAGGUGGGAGGAAGGGCACGAACUUGGGUCGUCGAGCAUGGCUCUGCGUGUGGCUCCAGAUCAUGGGCUCGUGGACUGGUAUCACGGCUGUCACUGCUUAUUCGCCCACACUCUUGAAACAAGCUGGGUAUAGCACCAUCACGCAGAAUGGUCUUGCUGGAGGUAUCAAUACUAUCGGGAUCAUCGGUACCAUUAUCAGCGCUCAGAUCGUUGACCGGUUAGGUCGACGGGCAUGCCUGAUCGGCGGAGCUGCUUUCCUCUUCGCUGUCAAUUUAAUCGCCGGCGCCGUCUACGAAGGCUCCCUUCAUCAUCCGGAAAAAGCGGCUCAAUAUGCUCCUGGGGCUAUUCUGAUGCUUUUCUUGUUCAACCUUGGUUAUGCGGCUACCUGGGGCACUGUAGCCUUCUUAGUUCCUACCGAAAUCUUCCCAAGUGAGCUGCGAGCGCAAGGGAAUGGGUUCGGUAUUACCGGAUGGGCGAUUGGUGUGGGUAUGACGACACUUGUCAACCCUAUCAUGUUCGAGAGUUUGGCCAGCCGCACAUACUUUCUCUUUGCUGGCCUCAACGUGCUCUGGUCUACCCAGAGACCCGCAACCGUUCCCUCGAAUCCAUUAACGCUCUUUUUCUCCACCGCUAGCCCCUUCUACUGGAAGAUGGAGCAGGCUUAUAGGCUUCAUGGAGAUGUUCUCGCCGAGCACGGGAUUCCCAAAAGUGAGAUCCAUCAUGAUGACGGCAAGACCGACCUGACCUCCGAGGUGCCUGAAUAG
Penicillium chermesinum is the source of this 1572-nucleotide messenger RNA. Its product is annotated as putative MFS sugar transporter. Gene Ontology annotation, biological process: carbohydrate transport; transmembrane transport. The transcript is spliced from 6 exons. Gene Ontology annotation, cellular component: membrane. Gene Ontology annotation, molecular function: carbohydrate:proton symporter activity. Lineage: Eukaryota; Fungi; Ascomycota; Eurotiomycetes; Eurotiales; Aspergillaceae. The coding region runs from base 1 to 1572 and encodes 523 amino acids. The record is from RefSeq and is a predicted model, not a curated record.